Molecule: messenger RNA, 765 nt
Organism: Angiostrongylus costaricensis
Lineage: Eukaryota; Metazoa; Nematoda; Chromadorea; Rhabditida; Metastrongylidae
Source: the annotation of a GenBank genome assembly
AUGGAUGUUGUGGCCGCAUCCAAAGGCACCGUACUAGUCGCCGUAUUUAUGCCUCUACAGUGUGCCUCAUGUCACCGGCAACUAAAGCGGCUAUCCUACAUGUCUUCGAACCUGGCCGAUGUUCGAGUGAUUGUGGUUGCACCAUAUUACGAAGCGCCAGUGACAGUAGCACGUACACAGUCCGAGUUUCCUCGUUUGAUUGUCGACCGUGAUGUGAGCAAUACAUGGAAAACCUACGACGCAACUAAUCAUGAUAAGAUCGUUUUUGACAGGUGUGGUCGCGUCACUCAAAUUCUGUCGCAUCCCCGUAGCGAUAUGACAGCAAAUCGUGAUACUUUGGAUGCGAUUGAUAGAGCUCGUGGACAUUCACCAUGUGGUCCGUGUAACAAUGCGGCUCACGACGAUGACAGAUUACGCAAAACCGCUAACAGUGUUGAUGCUUUCUUGAAGACGACCGUUGUUCAACAGCAACAACAAGCCGGUAAUGGUCACUAUUUGAAUGGUCAGAAUGUUCGUUCGAAUGGACCCUUUAAUAGACGACAAAACAACGAGGAUAAUCACCAGCAAGUGGACAACACAAGGCGCAAUGUACAAGUACAGAAGCAGAAUACACCAAGCCAGGAGUACGGUAAUGCACGCUAUUACCAAACGACAACUGCAAUCCCACUUCGCGAACAAGAAAUGAACUUGAACUCGCAACAACCAAAUUUCCGUCAGUCGUCGAAUGCACUUUACGGCGGACGGCAUAAGAGUGUAAAUAUUUAA